Molecule: messenger RNA, 267 nt
Organism: Choloepus didactylus (southern two-toed sloth)
Lineage: Eukaryota; Metazoa; Chordata; Mammalia; Pilosa; Megalonychidae
Product: late cornified envelope protein 2A-like
Exons: 1
Coding region: 1-267 (88 amino acids)
Biological process (GO): epidermis development
Source: RefSeq, a predicted model, not a curated record
AUGUCCUGCCAGCAAAACCAACAGCAGUGCCAGCCUCCUCCCAAAUGUCCCCCAAAGUGCCUACCCCAGUACCCAGUCCCUCCAGUACCCAGUCCCUUGCCCCCCUGCUGUGGCCCCAGAUCCGGCUGCUGUAGCUCCGGGGGCUGCUGCCUGACCCACCACAGGCCCUGUCUCUUCCACCGGCGCUGGCACCAGAGCCCCGACUGCUGUGAAUGUGAGCCCUCCGGGGGCUCUGACUGCUGCCACGGCUCUGGGGGCUGCUGCUGA